UUCCCUCCGUUUCUACGCCGCGCAAACACACCAUCCGCAUUUGACCCACUUUCUGACUUGCACGCAGGCGGUUCUCUCCUUCUGUUCUCUUCGGGAAGCCAACGGUAGCUAGCAGGCGGUAGAAAACAAAACUUCCCCACUAGAAUCGAGAGAGAAGAGGGGAAAAUGGACAUGAAAAAGAGAAUUCACCUAGAAUUGAGAAACAGGACGCCGUCAGAUGUACACGAGCUUGUCCUCGAUAACUGCCGGUCGAACGAGGGGAAGAUGGAGGGCAUCACGGAGGAGUUUGAGAAUUUAGAGCUGUUGAGUCUGAUCAACGUAGGCCUCAUGUCCGUCUCAAAUAUACCCAAACUGCCAAAAUUAAAAAAGCUGGAGCUGAGUGACAACAGGAUAUCAGGUGGUUUGGAGGUGUUGGCAGAGAGGCUGGUCAACCUCACACACCUCAACCUCUCUGGGAACAAGUUCAAGGACAUCAGCACACUGGAACCCCUGAAAAAGCUUCCCCAGCUGAAGUCUCUGGACCUGUUCAACUGUGAGGUCACCAACCUGGCCGACUACAGGGAGAGCAUCUUUAAGCUCCUCCCCCAGCUGACCUACCUGGACGGCUAUGACAUCGAAGACCAUGAAGCGUCCGACUCGGACGGAGAGGGAGACGGCGUCGACGACGACGAGGGGGAGGAGGGAGAGUCAGAGGAGGAAGACUUUGAGGAGGAGGAGGACGAUGAUGACGAAGAGGUCACUGCGGGGGUGGAGGAUGAUGACGACGACAGCGAGGAGAGUGGCGAGGACGGAGAGGUCAACGGAGACUUGGACGACGACGAUGAUGAAGACGACGAUGAGGAUGAUGACGACGAUGAAGAUGAAGAUGACUCGCCGGCGAAAGGAGAGAAGAGGAAGAGAGAUCCUGAGGAUGAUGAGGAAGAUGAGGAAGAUGAUGAUUGAGUGUGUCCCUGCUGUGCCCCCCACCCCUCAGUAUCUCAGAUCCCCCUUUUUUGUCCGCCUUCUGUCCCUACCCCCACGUUCUCCAAACCCCUCCAGCCAAUCAGCCGGGCCCAUUCUACAUGCGGCGCGCUGCUUUGUACCGGGCUCUGUGGGUCCCUUUUUACCCUAUAGUCCCUGGGCCGAAGUAGUGCACUCCAUGUGAAAUGGGCUGUCAUUUGGACUUCUGACCCCCUUGCAAGGACUUGAGUUGCCGUGUGUGUGGGGGGGGCGAGGUCCACCCUCAGACGUCGUCCUGAAAACAACCGACACAAGUAUCUCCCCCACCGCACAGCAUUCCGUGACAUCACCGGGAUGGGCGCCGUCAGUGUUGUCGUCCUGACAUCACCGCCGGUGUUCCAGAUCAGAGCAUCACCUUCCUGUGGGAGGGGCUUUUGUGAUGUCAUCCUCGGCGACUUCAUAGAUCCUGUAAACAAUCUCAUCACCCAGGCAACUGACAUAGGCAACUAUCCACCCUCAACGGUCCCAAAUGGCACCCUAAUCCCUGUUUAGCACGCUUCUUCUGGCCUGCCUGAUAGGGUGCAGUGUGGGGCCCUAUUUAGGGGUUGGUGUUGCCGUGUGAGGCGAAGACAGCUUUUUAAACUUUUUUUGUUUUGUUUUUUCUCAGAGGACUUUGUUGCUUUUUGUUUUGUGUUUUGUCAGCGCCGUCUCUAGCCUCCUCCUGUCCCAUGUGUUGGGGCGGGGCAGAGCUAGCAUCGCUCUCAGGCUGUUCCGGAUGACUCCGCCCCCUCUCUGGGGGAGAUGGGGUUUAUUUGGCACGCAGAAGCAUUCUGGGUACACUGACUUGUGUUUUUUUUACUUUCUGUAAGUUAAAAACAAAAAAAGACAAAACGUACAAAAAUUGACUUUGUAAAUAAAAUCUUAACAUUUUGCUUGUUG
Messenger RNA from Esox lucius (northern pike), 1878 nucleotides. Its product is annotated as acidic leucine-rich nuclear phosphoprotein 32 family member D. The record is from RefSeq and is a predicted model, not a curated record. Gene Ontology annotation, cellular component: nucleus. Gene Ontology annotation, biological process: regulation of apoptotic process. The transcript has 7 exons. Gene Ontology annotation, molecular function: histone binding. NCBI's taxonomy places the organism in Eukaryota, Metazoa, Chordata, Actinopteri, Esociformes, Esocidae. Bases 166 to 942 code for a protein of 258 amino acids.